AUGGCAUCCGGACACAACGAUCCCAGGCUGCUCUACGCCAUCAACGGCGUAUCAGCCUACCACAUCGCAAAUGGCAAAGAAGAGGCCUUAACGCCCGCCGGCCCGCAAACGCUGUCGCUGCUGAUGAUCUACCACCAGCCGCCGACCAGCUAUCUCAUUCCGCGAUGGGACCUGGGCCCCGGCAGCGGCGCAUUCACUCGCAUCGAGUUCCCCUCGGUGGAGAGCCGGAAGGGGAUCCAGGAGGACGUGGACACGUUCGAGACUAUCCUGGCGCAAUGCACGGCUUUCCUCGAGCGCGCGCCGCCUCCCAAGGUUGGUAAGGGCGAGAAGAGCGGGAAGAGCGCGGGCGCGUCGGCGAAGGCUGCCGAGGCCGCGGGGGAGGCUCUGCCUGCGUACAACCCUGCCGAUUUCAAGCCUGGUGAGGGAUACGCGCGGGGGAGCCAUAGCGGGGUUACGCCUGGGCAGAUCGUGCUUGUCGAUGAGGAUGACGGUAGCGUAAUAGGGGAGUUGACCGAUGGAUUCCAGCUCGUUGAGGAGAGCGGCGUGAAGCCGGGAUCUAAAGACCCUGUCGAGAUUACCCUCCCGGCUGCGGGUGGCCAGAACAUCAACGUCGCGCCCAUUUCCCAGGACCUGUACGACGCCGAGCUACACCCGGCCUACAAGAACUCCUUCCUAGUCUCGAAUGCGUCUGCCGCUUCUCGGCUCAUCAUCACCGGCUCGGACAUGCUUUCCAAGCUGCUCCACACCCAAGCCGACAGCUUCACCAAGAAAGCCCAGCCCAACGCGAAGCCCAUGACGUUCCAGCCUGCCACGCGCGAGCACAUCCGGCGCAUCAACACCUUCACGGGCGGUGCAGCCACGCUCUCAGCCAAGACAGUCGGCCAGAUCACCAAAGUCGCCCAAAACUGGGGCGCUUCCCUCGGUGGCCAUGGCACCAAGGACAGCGGGUCCACGCACAAGGGCUUCGACAAGGACGGCAAGCCGCUCGGGACGUACAAGCCGGGCCUGCUCAACAAGAGCAUGAUGGCGUUUUCGACCGUGAUGGACGGCGUCGAGCAGGCCGGGCGAAACCUGCUGACUUCGACGUCGGACGCGGCGACCACGGUGGUUACGCACAAGUGGGGGGAGGAAGCGGGCGACGUGACUAGGAGUUUGGGAGGUGGUGUCAAGAACGUCGGGUUGGUCUACAUCGAUGUGACGGGCGUCUCGCGGAGGGCGAUCCUGAAGAGUGUUGCGAAGGGUAUGGUGGUGGGCCGGACGUCGACGGGUGAUAAUAUUAUUGUUGGUGGGGGUGAUGGCGGGGAGCGGGAAGAAUCCCAAGGGAGAGAUAGAAAGAGAGAGAGAGAGAGAGAAGGAAGACACCACACAACCAUGCUCCACGAAAUCCUCCUCUCCCUCUCCGGCCACCCCUCCCCACUUCUCCGCUCCGCCGCGGCCGCGGCCGCAACAGACUCAUCAACCAACCCCCCAAGUUUGCUCAACACCAGCGCCAACAUCACCGCCAUCUCCCCGCCAGAACGGGCCCUCCUCGCUUCUCUCGCCCGUCUCAGUGAUCAGCAUGUCCACCUCCUCACGUCAACCGCGCACAUAGCUGCCAGGCACCCUUCGCUGAUCUGCCGCGCCGUGGCGUCUGCGAUUGAUGCGCUGCAUCUUGCUGCGUUCCGCGCGAAAGUGCUCGAGGUAGAGGCGACGGUGCUGAAGCGGGAUGCGGCGCUUGUGGGGGCGUAUGAUAUUGUGCCGUUGACGGCGGUGGUGGGGGAGUUUGUGGGAUGGGGGAGGAGGUUGGAGUGGUUGGGCAGGGUGGUGGAGGUCUGUACCGGGGCGAAAGUGAUGGAUUUUCUGAGGGGGGAGUUGCAGACGGGUUUGCUGCGGGUGGCUGAGGCCGCGUGGGUGAAGCAGGUUUCGGCGUGGGUGUUGUACGGGCGUGUGCCGGGGUUUGGUGAAGGGGACUUUUUUGUGAGGUAUACGUGUGACAUGUCGUUGUUACCGGGGUUCGUGACACCUGCAACGGCUGCGUCGAUGUUGUUUAUUGGGAGGUCGCUGAAUCAGAUUCGGGCUAAGAGCGCGGGCGAUUACAGUUUAAAGGGGGAGGACCAUCUAUCGACACAGUUGGCCAGGCUGGCUGCGUUGAGGCAUCCGAUUGACUCGGCGACAUUUGCGAGGACCGUGGAGGACAUCAGAAAUUUCUUGUCGAGGACAACGUUACAGCGAUUGUUACCGCUCAGCAAAGUGCUCGAGACGCUACAGUUGCUUCGGGAUUUCUUCCUGUUGCGUCGCGGGGAGUUCGCCAUGGCCCUCACGCAGCAAGCGGAUGAAAAGAUCAAGAGUCGGUGGAAGCGGGCGGAGAAUCUCGCGUAUGAGAAGCGAGACGGCUUGGCCGGCGUCACGAUGAAGGAGGGCGAGGUGGUCGCUGUCCUCACCAAGACAUGGGCGGCCAUGGGGUCUAUGCAGGGCGAGCACGCAGAAGAGGACGAAGGCUUGGAGCUAGCCCGGGACUUGCUACGGUUAUCCAUGGUUAAGUCUCGGAAUACUGCACCCGUGACUCCGGUAUCUGCGGAGGGCGACGUUCCCGUCAUCGCGCCUACACCGUUUCGGAAUCUGCUUUUCUCGGUGCCGGUCAUUUUGACCCUGCAAAUACCUUCUCCUCUGGAUCUCUUUCUCAGCCAGUCUGACCUCAAAACAUACACCGCCAUAAACUCCUACCUCCUCUCUCUACGGAGAGCGCACAUCCGCCUGACGGACUUGUGGAAGAUCACGUCCCUCAGGCGACACCACCCGGCCCCGCCAGGACCACCAUAUGGGAGUCGACCCGCUGGAAGGGAAAGGGUACAUCUAUUUCGCGAGCGCCAUGCUGUCCGAUCUAGUAUCUUGCGCAACUCGUGGGCCACAGCGAGUGCUGCUAUCUUCUUUCUCGGUGAAAUCGAAGGAUAUCUCCAGACGGAAGUUGUUGCCGGGUUAUCAGAUGGGUUUUAUCAGUGGUUGACCGCAGGGGAAGCUGGACAAAGCCAUGGCGAUGAUGAUACAGCUGAACUACGCCAGGCCACCCCUGAACCUGGAGAAGAUAUCGAAAUGGCCGACGACGACAUCUGGCUUGCAGAAUCCAACCACGCUUCCUCACCUGCCGCACUACGACCAAGUUCCCCUCAACCCCCAACCAACACCCAUCGCCACCAUGACCCUCAAACCCUCGCCAUUGCCCACCGCCUCUACCUCCGCACUCUAGUCCGACGUCUCCUUCUCUCCCAACAAUCCUUCACCGACCCGCUCUACGAGCUCCUCGUCCAAAUCGACCACCUAGUUGCGCUAGUCCACCGGAUGCACGCCGUAUGGACAGCUGCCGACCUCGAGGCCGACGCGGGCGUCGUCGAUGCCUUUGUGGACCUUGAGCGUGAGCAGCGAGAUGUGCAGCAGGAGAUUCGCGGCGUGGAAGGGAGGGUGAAGAGAGGUGUGGAGGGGCUGAUUGGGGAGUUGAGGCGGUUAGAGGGCAGUGUUGAUGGGGGGGAAGUCGAAGGGGAAGCGGUCAUGAGGGAGGCUGGGGAGUACGUGCCCCGACGAGUUGGGGGGGUGGAUAGGUUGUUGAUGAAGUUGGAUUUUGGGAGUUGGUUUGGGAGUGGUGGGGAUGAGGUGGUUGUAGGUGUGGACGAUGAUGACUUUUAG
Messenger RNA from Dichotomopilus funicola, 3657 nucleotides. Its product is annotated as Spc98 family-domain-containing protein. Gene Ontology annotation, cellular component: mitotic spindle pole body; gamma-tubulin complex; spindle pole. Bases 1 to 3657 code for a protein of 1218 amino acids. Lineage: Eukaryota; Fungi; Ascomycota; Sordariomycetes; Sordariales; Chaetomiaceae. The record is from RefSeq and is a predicted model, not a curated record. Gene Ontology annotation, biological process: meiotic cell cycle; microtubule nucleation; mitotic cell cycle. The transcript is spliced from 9 exons. Gene Ontology annotation, molecular function: gamma-tubulin binding; microtubule minus-end binding.